AUGCCUGCCACCACGGCAGACACCCUCUCCCUCGUCCAGCGUACCGUCACGGUCGCGCCGUUAGUCCUGCUCUCCGUUGCCGACCACUACGGCCGGACCGCCAAGGGCACUCGGAAACGCGUGGUCGGCGUGCUGCUGGGCGAGAACUCGGGCCAGAAUGUCCGGGUAUCAAACAGCUUUGCAGUGCCGUUCGAGGAGGAUGAGAAGGACCCAUCGGUGUGGUUCUUGGACCACAACUUUGUUGAAUCGAUGAGGGACAUGUUCAAGAAGAUCAAUGCCCGUGAGAAGCUGGUCGGGUGGUACCAUUCCGGCCCCAAGCUCCGGGCUUCGGAUCUCGAGAUCAACGAGCUCUUCAAGAAAUACACUCCCAACCCUCUACUGGUCAUUGUUGAUGUGCAACCAAAGGAGGUCGGCGUGCCGACAGAUGCUUACUUUGCCGUGGACGAGAUCAAGGAUGAUGGCACAACAACCUCAAGGACCUUCGUGCACACCCCGUCCAUAAUCGAGGCCGAAGAAGCCGAGGAGAUUGGCGUGGAGCACCUGCUCCGAGACAUCAGAGACGUCGCCGUGGGGACGCUCUCCACCCGGAUCACAUCGCAGCUGCAGUCGUUGCAAGGGCUGCACCUGCGGCUCCGCGAUAUCGGCCAAUACCUCCAGAAAGUCCUCGAUCACGAACUCCCUGUCAACCACGCCAUUCUGGGUAACCUCCAGGAUGUCUUCAACCUCCUCCCCAACCUGUCCACGCCGCCCAUGACCCCACGGAUCAGCGGCCAGGAACCACAGAUCGAGAACAGCGAGCUCGCGCGGGCUAUGAGCGUCAAGACCAACGAUCAGCUGAUGGCCAUCUACAUCAGUAGUCUGAUCCGGGCCAUUACGGCCUUCCAUGACUUGAUCGAGAACAAGAUCCAGAACCGACAGCAACAGGAGGAGAGCGAUUCGAAGCGGGAGCAGGAGCUCAAUGCGGCGACCAAGGGAGAUAAGGAAGGCAAGAAGGCCAAUGGGUCGGCCGAUGGCGAGCAGAAGGAGGAGCAGGAUAGCUCAUCCGAGAAGAACAAGAAGAGCUAG
Penicillium lagena is the source of this 1065-nucleotide messenger RNA. It is a transcript of the gene rpn8, whose product is annotated as proteasome regulatory particle lid subunit RPN8. Gene Ontology annotation, biological process: proteasome-mediated ubiquitin-dependent protein catabolic process. Lineage: Eukaryota; Fungi; Ascomycota; Eurotiomycetes; Eurotiales; Aspergillaceae. Bases 1 to 1065 code for a protein of 354 amino acids. The transcript is spliced from 3 exons. Gene Ontology annotation, cellular component: proteasome complex; proteasome regulatory particle. The record is from RefSeq and is a predicted model, not a curated record. Gene Ontology annotation, molecular function: protein binding; metallopeptidase activity.